AACAAGUCAGACGCCCUUGUUGGUCUACCCCACAUAUCAGCUUCAUGAUCUUCAGCCAGCCAAUUCAGGGGAAAACCUUGCGCCACAAUCCCACUCAACGGCACCCAUUCUUUCGCACCAUCACUUCUCACCAAAGGUUUCCUUUUUGCAGGCCACUUCUCAAACUCUUUCAACACCACCUCCGCAAUGGCAUCCCCCGAAAUCUCCAUCACAUGACUGGAGAUGUAGUUGGAAGGGGAGGAGAAGGAGAAGGCUGAUAACGGAUUUACGCGAGACGUCAUGCCUUCCAGCCUCGCAUCCGAGCAUCCCAACUUCAAUCAAGAAUGAGAGACACAACAUCGCGCCUUCCGCACAAAGGUUCGCAUUCCUGCAUAUUUUGAAUAUGAAUCCUCUAAUAUCCAAAGCCCGAAGGCCGAAAUUUGAGCUGAUUCUUAGAGUAAUCGACCUCAACAAUGUCCCCCUCGUCACCGGAACAUCCUAUAUAAAAUGGCACCUCCCUUCGUCCACCUCCGCCGAGCACCGCGGACGAACAGAACGAGCACCGAUAAAAGACCAUAAAGUCGCCUGGGACUAUUCACGAACAAUCCCCGUGCGACUCACAAUUGACAAAUCCAACAAGCUCCAAGAAUGCCUUAUCAAUUUCGAAGUGGUACAAGACUAUGGCUCUGGUGUGCGAGGCGAGAAGAUAACGUUGGGACAUGUGACGUUGAAUCUGGCCGAAUAUGUCGAGGACAGUGAGAUGGGCCCGGAUGGCGAGGAGGGUGUGAUGAGGAGAUAUUUGAUGCAGGAGAGCAAGAUUAAUAGUACGUUGAAGAUUGGGAUUACGAUGAAGCAGAUUGAUGGGGAGAGGAACUUUACAGCGCCGCCGUUGAAGACCGCGCCUGUUUUUGGGGGCAUUGCGGGGAUUAUGGCGGGGGAACAGGCGGAACAAGAUGAUGUUGACAUGCCUUCGAUAAGCAAGUCCAGAGAUCAUGGCGAGCUGCAAGAUAUGUAUCGCCGAGCACUAGCAGCAUCCUGGGCCGCAAAUUCGUCAGAAUUACCAGCCGAUAAAUGCAUUGAAGAUAUCUUCAAUGGGGGAGACGGAUGGAAAUACGAGAAGAACGAAAAGCCAGCCACACCUCGCGUGAUCGAUGAGAAUAGUGCGAGUGAUGAGCAUCUACAUCGGCAUCACAGAAAUCUGUCAGGGGCUAGCUCUCAUUCACAGUCUACGAUCACGGUAGCGAGGAAUAAAAUUAGGUUGGGUCAUAAACAUAACGGCAGUCGUGAAUCACUGGGGCCAGAUUCGGCGAAUGGGCUUGAUACUUCUUCUGAAAGCUCCGAGAGAGGAAGAACGGGGUUUAGAAAGGCGAAGGAGGUAGAUGAGUUCGAUGUUCGAGACGACUUGGUUGCUUGGAGGUUGCCAGGUCAGAAGUCGGGAACUGUGUCGUGAGAUUUGUCCAUACGGAGCUUCUGGUCAAUGAGAGAUGUACAUACGGGACAACUCGGGGCGUUUGGAGAGAUUUUGAGUAGAAUAUCGGCGUCCUGAGCGUACUGGUGCUGUUCAUCUGAGUCAUUCUUCCGGAGGCCAU
Hyaloscypha bicolor E is the source of this 1568-nucleotide messenger RNA. RefSeq lists its product as uncharacterized. The transcript has 5 exons. The coding region runs from base 383 to 1429 and encodes 348 amino acids. NCBI's taxonomy places the organism in Eukaryota, Fungi, Ascomycota, Leotiomycetes, Helotiales, Hyaloscyphaceae. The record is from RefSeq and is a predicted model, not a curated record.